AUGGCCGUCACUCACCCACCCCACUUGUGUACGAGCAUAUUUUGCGCCAUAACUCUCGCCUGGAAAACUUUUCCGUCAUGGAAACUUGGCAAGUGGACAAAAACUGGGAGCAAAUCUUUCUACUUCGAAAGGAAUCAGGAUCUAAUUUAUUUUUUAACAAUCAAUGGCUCGCAUCUAGCUUCAAGUGAUAAAGGUAUCAAAAAUGACGAAGUGAUUAUUGAUCAAGGAGAGACAAACAAGGCUUCUAUUCCAAAUCACAAGCUGAGUGAGAUAUCUAUCAUUUUGGAGUGGAGUCCCUUGGAGAUGUUUGCUAUGAUUUGUGGUUUGCCAGCAUUGGGUAAAUUUAGUUCCUUUGAGGAUCUUCACUUGAAAUUCUGA
Molecule: messenger RNA, 378 nt
Organism: Sclerotinia sclerotiorum 1980 UF-70
Lineage: Eukaryota; Fungi; Ascomycota; Leotiomycetes; Helotiales; Sclerotiniaceae
Exons: 4
Coding region: 1-378 (125 amino acids)
Source: RefSeq, a predicted model, not a curated record